AUGGCUGUUCUGAGCGAAUACACCUAUAUUUUCGUCAUCGGCACCUUCUUCGCCCUGCUCGAUGCCUACAAUAACGGUGCCAACGAUGUCGCCAACGCAUGGGCUACAUCCGUCUCCUCGAGAUCCAUCUCCUACCGAUGGGCAAUGGUUCUGGCCACAAUCUUUGAGAUCACCGGCGCCGUUACUGUAGGAGCUCGUACCGCCGAUACCAUCAAGAACGGCAUCAUUCCACCUUCCUCUUUCCGAGGCGACGCCAGUGUCCAAAUGCUUGCCUUCACAUGCGCGCUCGCAGGUGCUUCCAUCUGGGUGAUGUGGUGCACACGACACUCUGCCCACGUCUCCUCCACGUACUCGCUCAUCUCAUCCGUUGCUGGCGUGGGUGUUGCCACUGCCGGUGCAGCCAAUGUGCAAUGGGGAUGGAACGACGGUCGCGGACUCGGGGCCAUCUUCGCGGGCUUGGGCAUGGCUCCCGCCAUCGCCGCGGGAUUCGGUGCGGUCAUCUUCAUGUUGAUCAAGGUCGUGGUCCACAUGCGCAAAAACCCGAUCCCAUGGUCGGUCUACACUGCUCCAUUCUUCUUCCUGAUUGCGGGAACGGUCUGCACGCUCUCGAUCGUGUACAAGGGCUCGCCAAACCUCAAGCUCAAUGCGAAACCACCGCACUUCAUUGCCGGCGUCACCGUGGGAGCUGGUGGUGGUCUGGCCGUUUUGUCUGCCAUCUUCUUCGUUCCCUUCUUGUACAUGCGUGUCAUCCGCCGCGACGCCUCUGUCAAGUGGUACCACGUCAUCCAAGGUCCUCUUCUUCUCAAGCGCACUCCAGUCGAGGGUGCCGCACUCGCUCUGGUGCCCAACUACGCUGUGGACCAGCACGACGAUGAGGUAGACGACCACCAGUCCAGCGAGAGCACCGUCGUCGAUCAAUUUGCCGUCCCCUAUGAGAAGGGAACCACCUCCCCCCAAGUCCAGUCCCUCUCCGAGGCCGAAUCCCAAAAAGCCGCCAUCGACUACAAGCAGGCACAGAUUGACGCUCGCGAGAAGUUGCACAAGAAAAUCCGAGCGAAAACAGGUCCUCUCGGCUGGGCGAUGCGUUACCUCCACGAGAACAAGCAAGGACCGGGCGAAAUCUACGAAACGAAAAACAUGAUCAUCGCUCUCAAGCGCAUUCCCGCCAUGCUCGUCGUCGGAUGUCUCUACGGUGCCAGCUACGACAUUCAUGCCGCCCAGAGUGGUAUCGCUGGUACUCCCGAAGGAAUCCGCAUGGCUCGUGUCUACGCGCACGCUCCCCGCUACCCCAACGAAGUCGAACACGCGUACUCGUUUGUGCAAGUUUUGACUGCGUGCACCGCCUCAUUCGCUCACGGCGCCAACGAUGUUGGAAAUGCUGUUGCUCCCUGGGCAGUCAUUUACUCUGCUUGGUCAACGGGAGAUGCAGCAGCUUCUAAGCUUAGGUUAGACCACUCUCCGUCUCGUGGCUGUUCCAUGGAAAUGGGCGCCGCCAUCACCGUGCUCGUCUUUUCGCAGUUCAAACUCCCCGUCUCAACUUCCAUGUGCAUCACCGGUGCCACCGUCGGUGUCGGGCUCUGCAAUGGAACUUAUAAGGCGGUCAAUUGGCAACGAGUCGGCUUGCUUGUCAUUUCGUGGAUUGCGACGAUUCCGAUUGCUGGGUUGAUUGGUGGAGUUUUGAUGGGGGUCUUGUUGAAUACUCCUCAUUUUGGAAAUUAA
Messenger RNA from Sphaerulina musiva SO2202, 1719 nucleotides. Its product is annotated as phosphate transporter. The transcript is spliced from 4 exons. Gene Ontology annotation, biological process: phosphate ion transmembrane transport. Gene Ontology annotation, cellular component: membrane. Bases 1 to 1719 code for a protein of 572 amino acids. The record is from RefSeq and is a predicted model, not a curated record. NCBI's taxonomy places the organism in Eukaryota, Fungi, Ascomycota, Dothideomycetes, Mycosphaerellales, Mycosphaerellaceae.